AUGCAUUCUCCAAGCCCAUUGGCUGAUGAGAACGAUGACCGACAGGGAGUCGCGGCCGCCUAUCGGAGGAAGGGGCGGGGCCUCUCUAGCUUGGUGCGCGCGCAGCUUGACGGGAGUUGGUUGGCGGUCUCCGUCGAGGAUUUCUCGUUAGCUCAAGGCAACCGUUUAACCUUAACCCUGGACCCUUCUGAGGAAUUCCCGUCCCCGCUCCGGGUACCUCGGACCUCAGGGUUCAGGAGGACUGAGUCAGAAUUUAACCAAAGUUGCUAUGCGCCCUUCCGAUCACCGCGGCCAUCUCCCAAGUCUGAAGAGGCUGAUGAGGUGAGCGAGGAGUCUUUGAAGGCUGACAUUCAGAAACUGAAGGAGAAGAAGGACAUGCUGGACAAGGAGAUCACCCAGCUAGUAACAGAGGGCUACCAUGUGAUUGAACUGGAGGACCACAUCGCCCUCCUCCAUGAGUACAAUGACGUCAAGGAUGUAGCCCAGAUGCUACUAGGCAAGCUGGCUGUGACCCGAGGUGUCACCACCAAGGAACUAUAUCCAGAUUUUGAUCUAGACCUGAGUGACUGAGCAGAGUCAUGGAGAUUUUACCCACAGCCCACGGGGACGGGUGGAUGGGGACAUGAAGAAUAGAGCCCAGACAGCACAUUCAUAUGGUUUCCAGAUAAAAAGGGUUAGAAGCCCAAAAAUUUCUAAAGCACCCAAACAGUCAGGGGUGGGUCCUAGAGAAGAAGGGUGUUGGGAGGGGUCAGAUUUGUUAGUGCUAAGGUUCCUAAAUUUGUGAAUGGCUAUGUGUGCUUGUCCAUUUUGUUAAUAAACAUGAGCUGUCUGUGUCUCUGAUCCCUGUCCU
Molecule: messenger RNA, 850 nt
Organism: Acomys russatus (golden spiny mouse)
Lineage: Eukaryota; Metazoa; Chordata; Mammalia; Rodentia; Muridae
Gene: Swi5
Product: SWI5 homologous recombination repair protein
Exons: 6
Coding region: 1-570 (189 amino acids)
Biological process (GO): double-strand break repair via homologous recombination
Cellular component (GO): Swi5-Sfr1 complex; Swi5-Swi2 complex
Source: RefSeq, a predicted model, not a curated record